This is a messenger RNA of Endocarpon pusillum Z07020, 1353 nucleotides long. RefSeq lists its product as uncharacterized. The coding region runs from base 1 to 1353 and encodes 450 amino acids. The record is from RefSeq and is a predicted model, not a curated record. The transcript is spliced from 3 exons. NCBI's taxonomy places the organism in Eukaryota, Fungi, Ascomycota, Eurotiomycetes, Verrucariales, Verrucariaceae.
AUGUGUCCCUCAGGGUGUGGUCCCUUGUACAAACCGGGCAAAGACCUACGGGAUACAACUUGUCCUUGUGGGUUUGGGUAUUUUGACCGAGACGGGUUCUUCGUUGCUGGAGAUCGUGUCCGAGGUGGACAGGCAGUUUCACGAGAAGCUUACGAGAAUCAUCCCCCUUCCUGCCCUGUGCACGCCGAUCCGCGAAACUGUGAGGCAGAUGCCCCAGCCUCGUUUGGAAGUGCCGAGCAGGGUCACGGCUUCCGCGAUUAUUUUAUGCCAGAGACAGGCGUUGAUCUCGAAGUGCUGAGGAUUUACGUGUCACGCGAUGGUGGAUUUGCAUCGGCGAGGCCUACCACAUUUCAUGGCAAAUCAGGAUAUCUCAUACACGCUAAACAGGAGCCCACUGUGGAAUUCAUAGCAAACAUCAAAGCGGACUCGGCUCAUAUACUCAAACUUCGAAGAAAGUAUGGCGAAAAGAUGCCGCACUGGGCUCCAGCGGAAACACGGCUUGAGGGCCGACAGAGCUCUGGACAAAGUGCCAUAAGUCCAAAAGGCCGGCAGAUCAGUUCCGAGCGACGUGAAUCCACCCCUGCGACACAGAGCACACCUUUCGUCCCUCAGUACCAGACACCCUAUGCAUGGAGCGGACAGCCGCCUCCGUUGCAGACUGGGUACUAUCCAUCUCCUGGCAUGCCAUACCCAGCGUCACCAUUGCAAUACCCAUACCCAGCGCCGCCAUCCCAAUACGCAAAUUCCCCCGAACCAAGGAGCCUACCCGAACAGCAGACGCCAUUAGCCGACCGCUUUGGACGGAUCUCUAUCUCCCAGGCAUCUGAUAUUGACCCUUAUAGCUCUUCAACCAGAAGUCCAUUGGAGCAGUCCUCAAGAUCAAUUCCUACGGCAAUAGACCAACAGACCAGGGCUACGCAAACGCGGGAACCAUUGUCACAGAGUGUGUCAGGAAACGAACACCAAGAAAUUAGAACUGCUACCGAAGAGCAACCCGCUCAGAGAGAAUCAGUAUAUCAGCCUGCGGUCGAGUCUCGGCGUCCCCUAACCUCCAGUACCAGCUACUCAAGCUCGUCUCCUCCCCGAAACGUCCCGCGCACGCAAGACAUGCGAACGGAACAAACGCGAGACGAGCGUCCCCGGCAGGCCCAAAGGCCAGCGCGAACAUAUACCGAACCCAAGAGUCAGCGCACAACCGUCACGUCGAGCACACGACGAACACAUACAAAUGCCCGAGGGCCGCCUUCUUCGAGAUCUGCGAGGCGAGAACAAGCCCCAGACAACCAGUCGCCUCCUGACGAGGACGGAGAAGAGCCACCCAGACGUCGUCCAGAUCGUGACCCACAAAGAUGA